CUCAACUAUGAUCAUCCUAAACCCAAACAUAUAUCCAUGAAAUUGAUUCCUCAUGUGCGGCAUCUGGUGCUCCAUCAGCACAGAACAAUUUAAGAAGCCAACCGAGACCCUUCGAUCUCGUCUCUGCCAGAGAGGACCCGAUGCCAGCCAUCAUGUGGAGAUCCAACUGGCACGCGAUCACGCGUUGAUGCCAACCCUACAUCUCUCCUUCUAUGCCACCGUUCUGUCCCUGAGAGGCGCAUACGUCGUUCCACAGCCACUCCAUGAUGAGGUAUCAGAUUCGGUGCUGUGCUGGAACGGAGAAGCAUGGCUUUUCGAUGGAGCCAGCAUCCCCGGAAGUGAUACCGAUUUUAUCUUCGCGCAAUGUUUGAAGGCAUGCGCAAAGGAUGCGGAGAACGGUAACUCCACGGAAGCUAUUUUGACCACUCUAAGUCUCAUCCGCGGUCCAUUUGCUUUCCUUUUCUACGAUGGAAGGGCGAAGAAGCUGUGGUUUGGUAGAGAUUGCCUAGGCAGAAGGUCUCUUCUUCAUUCAAGUCACGGAAAUCAGUUGAUUCUGUCCAAUAUUGGCGAUCAACCAUCCCCGGUUCUUUGGAUCGAAAUCGAGGCGGAUGGGGUUUAUAUGGCAGAUUUCACUUUGUGUUCAAAUACCACUGGGAUAUUCUCUUCAUCUGCCGUGAACUUUUUCACGACUCGUAUACCUUUCCAACCCCCCAGCCGUAUCGCAGAAACUGGCCCAUCCCCACUUUCGCCGCCUUCGGCCCCAGUAGAAGCUCUACAGAACCAUUUAAGCAAGAGUCUAUAUUUACGGCUAUCCUCAAUACCUAAAGUGCUGGAGCUCCCACGCAACCCAAUCUUUAAGCCGAGUCGACUCGCCGUUCUAUUUUCUGGCGGCCUAGACUGCACUGUGCUAGCACGGAUGUCCAAUGAUAUCCUUGAGGCAAACGAACCGAUCGAUCUUCUGAACGUUGCGUUCGAAAAUCCCCGUUUAGUCAAGAACCUUUCCGCUGCAGCUGGUCCUCAGCGUAGUGUCUUUGAUCUUUGUCCAGAUCGAUUGACGGCCAGAUCAUCCGCGAGGGAGCUUCAAGAAGCUUGUCCAUCACGAGAGUGGCGGCUUGUAGAGAUCGAUAUUCCGUUCAGCGAGUUUAAGGCUCAUAGGGGGACGAUUGUUUCGCUGAUGAGCCCGCACAAUACGGAGAUGGAUUUGUCUAUCGCCGCGGCACUCCAUUUCGCAGCACGUGGUUGUGGGACUAUUGCCCUUCCGUCCGGUGAGCAGAUGGAAUAUACAACGACCUCUCGGGUCCUAUUGUCCGGCCUCGGCGCUGACGAGCUUUUCGGCGGAUACCAACGGCAUGCCACCGCGUUCACACGCCACGGCUACCGCGGUCUCAUCGAUGAGCUGGAUCUCGAUUUUAACCGUCUCGGCAAGCGAAACCUUGGCCGUGACGACCGGGUCACAUCACAUUGGUCAAGAGAAGUCCGAUACCCAUUCCUAGACGAAGACUUGGUGAAUUGGGCAUUGGCCGCUCGGGUGGACGAGAAGUGCGGCUUUGGUCAGCAAGUCGCGGAUAUGGCAGAGCUAGCCGAUGAAGAAAGAUGGAAAGGGAUCGAACCUGGGAAGAAGGGCCUGCGGCUUCUGGCUUGGAACCUGGGUCUUCGCGGCGUUGCCAUGGAGAAGAAACGAGCGAUCCAAUUCGGUGCUCGCACUGCGAAGAUGGAAGGGUCAAAGACGAAAGGUACUCAUGUUAUUAGUCCAACAGAUUGA
This is a messenger RNA of Eremomyces bilateralis CBS 781.70, 1762 nucleotides long. RefSeq lists its product as uncharacterized. Gene Ontology annotation, molecular function: asparagine synthase (glutamine-hydrolyzing) activity. The coding region runs from base 53 to 1762 and encodes 569 amino acids. The transcript has 3 exons. The record is from RefSeq and is a predicted model, not a curated record. Lineage: Eukaryota; Fungi; Ascomycota; Dothideomycetes; Eremomycetales; Eremomycetaceae.